AUGCUGGAGCUGGCGCAGACGAUCUUCGCGGCCGCCAAGUCGAACGACCUCGGGACGGUCCAGCGCCUCAUCGAGGAGCUCUCGGAUGACGACAAGGCGUUUGACGUCAACCGCCUCGUCGACGAGAGCACCGAGAGCACGCUCAUGCACAUCGCGUGCUCCAAUGGCAACUUAAAUGCGUGCAAGUACCUCUUCAUGUCGGGCAUGUACCUCAACGAGCCCAACAAGCGGGGCCACACGCCGCUCUUCUAUGCCGCCGACUGCGGCAACUUGCCGCUCGUCAAGUGGAUGGUCUCGAACGGCGCCGACAUCGAUACCGACUACAGUGGCAAGGCGCACAUGACCAAACCCGCCGACGACCGCUGCUACGACAUUGCCUUUACGCCACUUCAAGCCGCGUGCGUCAAGGGCCACGUCGACAUUGUCGACUUUCUAGUCGAGUGCAACGCCGACCUCGCGGGCUCGGCAAUCAACGGCGUCACGCCGCUCCACUACGCAUGCCACCAGAGUCGCAAAGACGUGGCCAAGGUGCUGCUGGAUGCUGGCGCCGACCUCCACGCUGCCGAUGGCUUGGGCGUCACGCCCAUGGACCUCGCGUCUGGGCACACGCAAGCGUUCCUCUCGACGUAUGCGGAGCACGGGACGUUCGAAGCCAACGACGACGGGCUCGACACGAGCGGCGGUGGCGACGAUAACGACGACGCUGCGUCGGACGACGAGACCCGCAAGCCCAUUUCCGAAGCGAUUGCCAAGGCGUUUGGCGCCGCAACUGCGCGCCAGCUCGGCUCGAGCGAGUGGAAGACGCGGCAGCAAGGCGUGGCCGACGUCGUCCUUGCCGUCCAACAGCAGCAGAAGCCGAGCGCGGCCAUCUUUGAUGCGGCCUGCGACGUCCUGCUUCUCGCCGCGCGGGACUCGGUCGUGCAAGUCUUUUCGAGCUCGAUGCCGCUGCUCAAAGCCGCCUUCAACAGCGUCCUCGCCACAUCGGCCUUUCACUCGGUCGCGUACCACGAUGCGCAUCCGCGCAUCGCCGAGAUCAUCGAUGUCCUCCUGACGCGCGCGGCCGGGGCUCAUGAGCGCGAGGCGAGCGAAGCGGUCACGUCGCUUCUCUUCCUCGCGUGCAAGAGCGAGCACGCGACGUCGCGGAUGACGCACAACAUUACGACGCAGAUGCUGCCAAAAAGCAAAGCCGUCGCGGGAUGGCGCCAUAUCUUGGUCUUCAUUCGUCUCUUGACCGCGAUCGCGAGCCAGUACCGGUUCUCGAAAGGCAGCGGCCUCCUCUUUGAAGAUGCGAUGAAGAUCAGCGGCUUGACGCUCGAGCAUUCGAAUGCGAAAGUGCGCACGGCCGCUAUCGACCUCCUCGUGCAAGCCAUUCUCAUUACGAGCGAGUCGAGUGGACUCGAGGGCACGGCCGAUGAGAUUGGCGAUCAGAUUCUGUCGUUUGCAGACUCGCUCUUGCUCAAAUACGUCGGUCAAGUCAAGCCGUCGCUUCUCGGCAACAUCAACAAGGGGCUCAAGGCCGCUCUUCAAAACAGCAAGCGGCUCUCGGAGACGCGGACGCCAAAACUCAAGGACACGAGCGCCCCGAACGUCAACCUGCUCCUCCUCGCGACGAGCGACAAGAAGGAAGAGCUCAGCGACACGGAUCUGCCGUACGCCGAGCCCGUCCAAGACCAGUUUAAAGACGAAGCCCUGUGCGUGCAAGCCUGCUUUGGCGACAAGGUCGCGCGCUGCCUCUACUCGAACGCGUGGGCGCCUCGCGUCGAAGGCCUCAGCUACCUCCAACGACUUCUCGAAAGCAAGACGUGCCACGUGUCCGACGCCAACGUCGUUGCCGCCAUGGACAAGAUCUUGACGAGCGCGCUCAGUGACCGUGUCAACGCCGUGUACGAAGCCGGCGUCGGGCUGCUCAUGGAAUUCCUCGUCGGGCUGCUCAUGGAAUUCCUCAUUGGCAGUGGAACGAGUGACGGGCCGCGCCAAGCAGCGUUGCAAAAGGUGCUGCGCCCGCUUAUCUCUCGCAUCGUCCACAAGCUGGGCGACUCGAAGGCGCGGCUCCAAGUCGUGAGCGAGGACGCCCUCCUCUUCUUGUCGCGGCAGACCCUCAUCGGACCGGAAAUGGUCGUCGAGGAGAUCCCAUCCUCAGCCGCGACAUCGACGACGCUCCUCGCCAACAAACUCACCUUGCUCGCGAAGCUCAUGCUCGAGUUUGGCGUCAAAGAAGCCGGCGGUGCGCUCCCGUUGCGCCUCGUCUUGCAGCCCGCGGUCACGUCAUGCGAGAACAAGGACCCGGCCGUGCGCCACGCGGCGCUGCAAGUGUUUUCGGAAGCGUUCAAGGUGGCCCGGCAAGCGACCAUGCCGUUCCUCAAUGGCCUCGCGCGGGGCGCGCGCCAAAAGCUCAUCUCCAAGCUCGUCGAGAUGGGCGUCCUCGAAAGCGAUCUGCUCAUGGACGACGUCGACGACUUUGAUAUCGCGGUGGACCCGAUCCGACCGGGCACGUCAGGGCCGCGCCCGCCGACCGCGUCCGGGUCGUCGACCAAGCACCGACCCGCACUCUCCAGUGUUUCGCUCUCAGCGCCCCAUGCGGGCAAUGCAUGCGAUGCAGCGCUGCCGUACGGCGCUGCGCUCACGCCCGAGCAAGAAACCGAGUGCGCGCGCCUCCUGCCCGUGCUCGGCGAAGGCGUCGUGCGCUGUCUCGUGGAUAAGAACUGGGCCCAGCGCGAGGCCGCGGUGCGGGAAAUCGAAAAGAAGGUGCUCUCGUCCGUCAAGUCGUCGGACGCGAGUGCGCUGCCGCAAGACGCCACCACGCUCCUCGUGCUCUCCGAGGCGCUGGAGCUCCUCUUGAACGACACAGUAGCCCGCGUCUAUCAGUGCGCGCUCCGGCUCAUGCAGGUGGUGGCCACCGAGUUCUUGCCACUCGUGCCCGGUGGCGACGUGGUCGUGCGCUCGACACUCCGCACCGCCAUCGACGUCGUGAUCCAGAAACUCGGCGACUCGAAGCAGCGCAUCCGGUCCGACUCGUUUGCACUGCUGCACACGCUCGCGGGCUUGCCGCACGUCGGUGGCGCGGUCGUCGGCGGCUUCCUCCUCGACAAGUACACGCAGCUGCUCGGAUCGUCGCCGGUCGCGAUUGCCGAGAUCCUCAUGCUGCUCACGUCGCUUGUGCGCGAGUCGGCCAAGUCGACGCCACUGGACGUCGCGCCGAUCCUAUCGGUCGUCGUGCCCGCCUUUGAAAACAAGCACGUGGACGUUCGGAAUGCCGCCGUCGCCGCGUACACGGCCAUUUACGACGUGACGAAAGGCGGCACCGACACCCGCUUUGGCUCGGUCGACGUCAAUGCGUGUCUCUCGACGCUCAAGGCGACGGUGCGGGAAGCGAUCACGCGCAAUAUCGUGCAGAUCAAGAAGGAUGCCACGCCGUUGCAAGACGAUGCGGCCCCCGAAGUCGAGUCGGCGCGCGGCCACCACGGCGUCGACAUGGAAAAGAUGGAGGCGUACGUCGGCUGCGACGUCUGCUUGCUGCUCGCGUCGCCGGUGAGCAUCAAGCGCCGCCAAGGCGUGCUUCAGCUCCUCGAGUGGCUACCGAAGCGUGGCCACGACGCCAAGCUCAAGGGCAUUUGGGAGAUCCUCUGUCUUCUCUGCAAGCAACUGCUCAUCGACACUGCGACACCGGUCGCGCUCGCCACGUGUCGGCUCCUCGGUCUCAUUGUGGACGCGCCGGCGCACGCUGUGUAUGCGAUUCCGUGGGGCGAGUGGGGCGUGAAUUUGAUUCUGAGUUCGACGAUCCGCAGCAUUUUGCAGCAGGCGUCGCACCCUGCCGUGCGCGUGCGACAUGAGGUCAUGGCGCUGCUCCGCGCGACUUCCAAGCGCCAUGCAGUCGGGCGCAACGUGGUCUCGACCGCGGUGCUGAGCGCGCCGGAAGAUCGGUCGUCGCCCAAUGCGUCAUCGCACGAGAAGCGCAAGAGCCAUCUCGGUACCAUGUGGCAGCUCUCGCUCCGACUCGAGCUCAUGGACGAAAUGCUGCAAGAGAGCGUUCGCGGAUCGCCCCAAGCUGGGCAAAAGGACAUUUUAUGCGUCGAAAACGUCGUGCCGUUCCUCGGGUCGUCGUGCUUGCCCCACCCGAGCGCCCACGUCCACGAUUGCACGCGCAAUGUGCUCCAGCUCCUCCAAGCCCACGACGCGGUCGCCUUGUCCAAAGCCAUCGCCGUCUGCUCCGGUAUCCUCCAGCGCAAGCUCCAGACGUUCAUCGACGACGAAGCGAGUGCCGACGUCAAGAAAGACCCGGUGGUCGUUGUGCGCGGCUCGCGCGCGUCGCACGUCCGGCGCAUCGCCGCGCUGCGACCCCCGCGGUCCGUGCCGCUCGACGACACGAAAGCGCUUGGCAACGUCUGCAUUCGACCGCCCAACUCGGCGCGCGAUGGAUCGCUCACGUACGACGAUGAGGACGGUGGCGAGACUGACGGCGAUUGCAACAACGCAUAUGGGCGGAUCCCGACAGUCGCCAUGGGCGGUAGCGACGCGGUGCCGCUCUGGCUCAGCGACAAGAAGCCACUGCGCACGGACGACGAGCCGGCGAUGGGCGGCGCGUCCGGGCUCGUCAAAGCCCGUCGGAAAAGCCGCCGCGCGAGCAGCAACAACAACCAUGACGACGACGACGACGACGGCGCGAGCAUACGGGCGUCGUAUGCAAGGACGAGCGCGUAUUGAAGCGACGACAACAACGUCCCCCGUUUCCACGAAAUACGACGAUAUACAGACAAGAUUAUAUAGGUUUAAACACGAUGGGUACAUGUG
This is a messenger RNA of Saprolegnia parasitica CBS 223.65, 4788 nucleotides long. RefSeq lists its product as hypothetical. Gene Ontology annotation, cellular component: cilium. The record is from RefSeq and is a predicted model, not a curated record. NCBI's taxonomy places the organism in Eukaryota, Oomycota, Saprolegniomycetes, Saprolegniales, Saprolegniaceae. The coding region runs from base 1 to 4701 and encodes 1566 amino acids. Gene Ontology annotation, molecular function: protein binding. The transcript has 11 exons.